GUGUUUGAAGCUACUGAGUGUUCUCAGAGUUUGCUGAAUGCAGAUGAGGAACCUUUUUGCUUCCUACAUCCGAAAGCAGCCUUCAAGCAGCCUCCAUUUCCCAGAGAGCAGUAUGGGUCACCGUGCCACAGUAAUAUGGGCAGAGCGGAUGGUUGGCCCUUGGAUAACUGCUCGAGUGCUCCAAUGUCACCCUGCAUCUACACAGAGAGGGGACCUCUGCUCGACAAGUCCGAGUUUCCAUGUUCUGUGUGCUACUGUUCCAACUACCGGACAGCAGAACACAUGCCAAUGUGUAAGGCAGGUAAAUCAGACAUCAUCAUGGAGAGAGAAAUACAACCAAUCAGAGAUCUGGAAAACGAUACAGAUGUGGUUCUCACUCGUCUGUGUGGUUGUGAUAAACUGCUGCUGUCCGUCUCUAUGCAGCUGGCUCAGUUACAGGCCGAUAAGAAAAGCAUUGAGUAUGCUUUAGAAAUCAAAUGGCUGGGGAUGGAAGACAGACUUCCUGGAGUGCAGGAAGUAUCCCAGAAGGCUUUGCUUCAGGAGGAGCUGGUUACACUCAGAGCCAGAAUAUGUGAUUUGUCAUCGGAGAUGGACAAAUUGUGGAGUGAUUAUGAAAGGAUGGAGAGUGAGCUGUCUGUUUUCCAUUCUCAUCUCCAACACAUCCUUCACUUUGGAACGCCGCAGGAGCAGAUACAGGCACAGAGGCAGCUCUGGAUGAUGGAGGAUAUCUUGUGCGGUUUGAGGGUGAACAAGAACCGCUUUAUGGCUUUACUGGGUCUACAGAGGCAGGGUGUUCCUCAGCCAAAACCCGUUUCCUACUUUGAGGGCGAGUUAGGAGGCCUCAACAUGGAGUAUGUGACUGAAGCGGAGCAGCAGGACUACAUGAAGAUUCACCAGAGUUAUAAGAAAUGGACCCAAGACAGUCCUGCCAAUGACAGCAGAACGAGCACCGAACACGAAGCCUCACAUGAACCGCUGCGUCUGACACGUGUUGUGACAUCAACCCUUCCAACGUCACUUAUCGCAGAGCGCAUUUUUGUGGACGACCCCUAUCCUGAGCAACCCCAACAAAUCACACUGCAGUCAGGACUGAGGAGCAGCCAGAGGAGCACGGCAAAGAAACCCAGCACAACUCUGCAUGAGACAGCCGACAAAAACAGACACUUACACUGGGCCGACGGACAGGAAGAGAUGCAACAAAAGAAACCAGCACAAAAUCACAACUGCAGAGCCAGAGAGAAGGCACUGGCUGACAGAAAAGCCUGGACUAACCAUCAGCAAGAGCUCGAGCCUGGAGCCUUGUGCCUUACAAACUCUGAGUCUGACUGCGAUGCUGCCGUGAGCUCUCAGAAAUGCCAAACUAAACCCAGACACAAGGAUACAAGAGACAGAAGCAUGAGUUCCACCAGAGGACACUUCAGAGACGACAUUCAUCCCUUGAAACUCAUUACAGCCAGUGACAAAGAGACAGAUGUCCAGAAAUACACAGCAGAUUCUGCUGUUGUAAACUUGAAUAACGGCCACAGCGGUGAUAGACGCAGAUUUAAAAGCCACAGCAGUGAGUCGGCCAACCCAAUAAUGCCACAAUGUGGUGACGCAAAAGUGCACAAUGAAUUCAAGGACAAAACAUCACAACAGUCAUCUCGCAAUGACAUCAUCGUCAUAGAAAGCCACUCCAUCAAUCAUAUUUCAACUCUUACGGUGUUCAAAGGACAUCAGGGAAACAAUCAAAUGCACAAAUCUCUUAAAAAGAACAGAAGUUCUGACCGACAAAAGUAUUCAGUCUCCGCUAACAUGAAAUCUGAGUGUUUUCCGUCAAAUAACAGACAGUGUGAGUUAGUCCCGGUCUGCGUUCACGACGCAAAACCUCAAGAAUCUCUCCUUCCAGUGGAAAAUCAACAGCAAGGCCAGGGAACCAAUCAAAUGCCUAAUAAACCGGUGGAGGGAGACAGUGGGCGGAGCCAAAGUCCCAAAACAAUGGCACAUCUUUGCCAAGCUUAUGGAAUACAAGAAAUGCCCAAUCAAUCGCCAGACACUCAACCAAUCACAAUCUCUGACAAUCAGCUGACACCCACCUCUGAUCAAUCCAAACCAGAGCUAUGCAUUUAUGAGGAAAUCCAGUUUAGCCCGCCAAGAUCAGAAGAUGUUGAAGAGAAUCAGAAGAAUCAAACCACUGGAGAUGAAAUGCAACCAUCAAACCUCACUGUAAACGAGUCUGGACCGACUCACACUGAGGUCAAGGGGGAGUACAGAACAAAAAAUACAGAGAAAAGUCAACCAGGAAGUGAUGUUACGUGCAAGAGAGGGAAAAAGCUGAAAGUUUACAGCUCCUUAAAGAAAAGCUCAGUAAUAAAUCAUAAAGUCCAGGACUGCCGGCCACGGAUAACCAUGCUCAGCACCAGCCUGUAGACUCGAGAGAGGCUGCAGAAAGUGUGAGUGAAUGAGGCAAUAAGACACAAAAAAGAGUAAAAAGUUGGAAUAUCUGAACUGGAUAGAUAGUAAAUGGUAAGAUUAAAGUAUUGAAUAGGGAAUUAAAUUUGCCUUCAGAAAAGCUUCAAUCCUUAAAAGGAAUAUAAUCAUAUCAUGCUGAUUUCUGUGUGUGGAGAUCCUGUCUAAUUAGGGAUGAAGAAAACUAUAUUUCAUGUGAAACUCAUAAACUGUAGUUUUAGUUGGGAAUGGGUCACAUUGGUGCUGAUUAAACACUGUGGUAAUUUUUGUGUCAUUUAACAACUGUCAUGAGAAGAAUUCAUCACUUUUCUACAUGCACAUUAAAUUUCUUACUAAGAUAAUACCCGCAUACAAACUCUUAAAGGGGUGCUAUUAUGCUUUUUCAUUUUUUCAACUUCAAUUAGUGUGUAAUGUUGCUGUUUGAGCAUAAAAAAGAUCU
Cyprinus carpio (common carp) is the source of this 2887-nucleotide messenger RNA. RefSeq lists its product as uncharacterized. The record is from RefSeq and is a predicted model, not a curated record. NCBI's taxonomy places the organism in Eukaryota, Metazoa, Chordata, Actinopteri, Cypriniformes, Cyprinidae. Bases 136 to 2409 code for a protein of 757 amino acids. The transcript is spliced from 12 exons.